AAAAAUAUAUAUAUCCUAAUUCAUGGUUGGUACAUACUUUUUCUACAGUUGGUACUUAGCAAUGAGUAGCCACUACCAUUUAUUUUGGUAAUCGGUAUUCGGUAGUAUUUUUUCCAUUGCCUAGUUUAGCUAUUUUUCUUAUAUUCCAAUUAAAAGGUACCUUGCCAGUUGCAAUAGCAAUUUGCAAUUAUUUACUCGUUAGAUACCAAGUUAUUGAUCGUGCCGAGUGCCGACUUAAGGGUUAGAACAUAAAGAAAUUAACAACGAAGAAUCUACAUCUGAUUCUUCAAAUAAUAGAGGAUUGAUGAACAUGGAUGACAGAAAUUCAUCAUCUGAUGAAAACACCAAUUUGAACAAGCAAUAUGACUGUAAAGCUAUGCUUAAAGCAUUUGAUGAUGCAUUUGAAACAAUUUAUGGCAAUAAUGAAGUGAGUUUUAUUCAAAUCCACCAAAUUGCUGAAGAAUUGCAAGCAAAUUGUAUACGUAUGAUAAAUUUAGUCAAAACUCAAAUCAAAUCAGCUGAAAUUGAAGAGUUAAAAUCUGAAUUUAAUUUACUAGAGAACGAAUCUCUUACUACUAUAAAUAAGUUACAACUUGAAGUCACAAAACUAAACUUGCAACUUAAACAGCAAACUUCAUUUAGUUCUAUUAUUGGGUUAACAUUUUGUUACUCUUUGUCGAAAGCAACACAAGUACCUUCAGCAAUUGAUAUGGUUUUACAAGAAGAUAACAUGACAAAUAUGGCUAAAUUAAUAACUAAUAUACUUAGUUCUUUUAUUCGAAGUUAUAAUAGUAAGAUGCCAUCAAUAAAAACAAAUGAAAUGAAAUUUGUGCUACAGAUUUUAAGAAUAAUAGCUAACCUUACAACCACAAAAAGUGGUUGUCACUUUUUUUCACAAGUUAAUGAUGGAAUUAAUAUUGUUAAUCUUAUUGUGUCUUUGGUGGUGUAUACACCUCCUUCACUUGGUAUUUUAAAGAAGAUUACUUAUGCAACAUUGUAUAAUGUGAGUAAUCAAUUUGAUGGACACAUGCUGAUGGAAAAUAAUAAACUUAUACAAACAAUAAAUAGCGACAUAAAAGUAGUUCCUACUAAGGGCAAUAACAGUAUAAUAUUGUUCUCUUUAAAUUUACUUCUUUCUCUAACUGAAAAAAUUAAUAAAUCAAUGUAUAUAAUUCUUAAAAAUGAAAUAAAUUUACAAGAAAUACUCAAACUAACAAGGUAUACAGAGACAGCAUCUGCGGCUAGAAAAAUAUUUGAUAACAUUAAAACUGCAAGUGAAAAAUAUAAUGAUUAAUUUGAAUUACUAUUAGAUAAAUGUGAAAUA
Myzus persicae (green peach aphid) is the source of this 1324-nucleotide messenger RNA. RefSeq lists its product as uncharacterized. NCBI's taxonomy places the organism in Eukaryota, Metazoa, Arthropoda, Insecta, Hemiptera, Aphididae. Gene Ontology annotation, cellular component: cytosol. The transcript is spliced from 7 exons. The record is from RefSeq and is a predicted model, not a curated record. Bases 305 to 1294 code for a protein of 329 amino acids.